CAGACUUGGAAUUAUCUCCGCCACACAAGAUCACGCAAUGAGGGCCAUUGUUCUCCUGGUGUGUUUUGCAGUUGCAUCUGCUGCUCCUGCAAAGAGUGAGGAUGAUAAAAUUGUUGGAGGGAAGGAGUGCAAAAGACAUAGCGUGCCCUACCAGGUGUCUUUGAAUGCUGGAUACCAUUUCUGUGGGGGGUCCCUGAUCUCCAGCGAAUGGGUUGUGUCUGCUGCUCACUGCUACCAGUCUCGUAUGCAGGUGCGUCUGGGUGAGCACAACAUAAAGUCAACCGAAGGCACUGAGCAGUUCAUCAGCACCGCCAAAGUCAUCCUCCACCCGAACUACAACAGCCAGAGCCAGGACAACGACAUCAUGCUGAUCAAGCUGAGCAAGCCCGCCACCCUCAACCAGUACGUCAGCACAGUGCCUCUGCCCUCCAGCUGUGCCAGCGCUGGGGCCCGCUGUCUGGUCUCUGGAUGGGGCAACACCAGUGGAAGUGGCAAUUACUAUCCAAUCAAUCUCAGAUGCCUGGAAAUCCCUAUCAUAAGUGAUAGCACGUGUGCGGACACAUAUCCUGGUGGUCAGAUCACGGACAACAUGUUCUGCGCAGGUUACAUGGAGGGUGGCAAGGAUUCCUGUCAGGGUGAUUCUGGUGGCCCUGUGGUGUGUGAUGGCAAGCUGCAGGGGGUCGUGUCCUGGGGUUAUGGGUGUGCUCUGAAGGACAAGCCUGGAGUCUACACCAGGGUUUGCAAUUAUAAUUCCUGGAUUGCUGAAACCAUGGCUAUGUAA
Molecule: messenger RNA, 781 nt
Organism: Sardina pilchardus (European sardine)
Lineage: Eukaryota; Metazoa; Chordata; Actinopteri; Clupeiformes; Clupeidae
Product: trypsin-3-like
Exons: 5
Coding region: 38-781 (247 amino acids)
Biological process (GO): proteolysis
Molecular function (GO): serine-type endopeptidase activity
Source: RefSeq, a predicted model, not a curated record